Messenger RNA from Seminavis robusta, 2430 nucleotides. The record is from the annotation of a GenBank genome assembly. Lineage: Eukaryota; Bacillariophyta; Bacillariophyceae; Naviculales; Naviculaceae.
AACACAACCAAACCAACCUUGACAAAGGAAGCUGUAUAGAUAUUGGCAGAUCACCAUGAUGGGCUUGAACAAUAGUCAGAAGAUAGUCCAAUCGACUCCGCUGGUGGCACAGCGGCCGAAACGAGCCUCCAGCAGCUCCAGUCUCCCCAAACGAUCCUCCAGUAGUAGUAAUGGUGGUCGUUUCGUCUUGUCUCCAAAACUGCUGCUCUCCUACAUUGUGAUUGGGGCAGCCUGUUUUUAUUCGGGUAUUUUCGUUGGGGCACACACGGCAAUCCACACAUCCGAGUCCGAAUCAUCCGCAUCAGCACCAAUGGCUAUUGACAGCUGCAAGGAACAAGAAGACAAAAUGAUGGAUAAAAUCAAGAGACAAGAACACCGCAUCAAAAGUCUGCAAGAAAAAUUACAAAAAGCAAAGAGUGAUCCUCAAAAAGAGCAGCCACAAGCCCGACAAGCCAGAGAAGAGUCACCCGCCGAAGACACACAACCUCGAUUUCCCCAAGGCAUGCAAGCUUACAUGGGUGGAUUAGCGGCCGUCGACCGAUUGGCAUUUGCCAAGAAAUUCGACGUGGGAGUGGCACUCGACCAAAAUUCCAAAGGCAACGAACAAGUACUUCUACUGUACGCGCAUCCGGAUGCGGCGCCAAAAUCCGAUCCCUUCAAGGCGGCCGAAGCCACCAGCAAUACCAAGAUACCCGAUUUGGGCGAAGAUGUGGAAAUGGCGACGGAAAAUUGUGAUUUGCUCAAUCUGAUCUUGACACAACCCAAUGAACGACAGCAAUGUUUUGCGUUCAUGGGACAGUACCGAAGUUAUCAUAUUCAGAAAUUCUUGAGACUGCCCGUUGAUGGAGGUCGUUUGGACCGAAAUGUACCCCUGCGGUUGCUCAAUCGAGGAGCACAAACGUCGGGACGAUUGUCCGUAAAGGUCCCUCGCAAAGAGAACACGCAAGAUUAUUGGAAAACGCUGACGACAUAUUUGCAAACUCUGGAUGCGACAUUGGAAACGUUAAAGCCAUUUGCUUCCAAAGCAGCAUCCGCCAACAAAAACAAUGCUGUGAUUGUCUUGGUUUGCAAUCAUGGGCAAUCCGAGAUCCUCAUGAAUUUUGUCUGUGUCGCUCGGGCCAGAAAUGUCGAUCUCGCGUCUGUUCUGGUCUUUGCAACCGAUGAAGAAACCAGAGACCUCGCUCUGGGGCUUGGAGUCAAUGCAUUUUAUGAUGAAACUAACUAUGGGCAUAUACCAAAGAAAGCCGCCGGAAGAUAUGCUGACCGUACUUUCACAGCAGUCAUGAUGGCAAAGGUUUACUGCGUGCAAAUGACACUCAUGCUGGACCAUGAUGUGCUCUUUUUGGAUGUCGACAUUGCACUAUAUAGGAAUCCAUUGGAGUUCUUUCACGACGAGGCUUCGGGCAACUAUGAUAUUUACUUUCAGGAUGACGGUGCCAGAGGACUGUUCUACGCUCCAUACUCUGCCAACACUGGCAUGUACUAUAUACGCAACAAUGACAGGACACGAUACUUUAUCAACAGUCUAUUGCUGUCUGGUGACUUGAUCACAGCAACUCACAGUCAUCAAAUUGCCCUCAUAUCCCUGCUCAAUGAACAUGCAUCACUGUACAAUCUAAAGGUCAAGAUUUUGUCCAGGGAUGCUGACGAGUUUCCAGGAGGCUUCACUUAUCACAAGCGCUUCGACUACAUGCGAAACUUGUUUGCGGGCAAAGUGAAACCAUACUUGUUCCACAUGAGCUGGACAGAAAACAAGAAAAACAAGCAAAGCUUCUUUAAGCAAAUGGGAAACUGGUACUUGGAGGAAAAAUGCGUUGCCAGCACUGUGGAAGAAAUCACAAGGAAGGACAAGAAAAUCCGAAGAAGCAAUUCCCACGCUUAUCUUGCAGAGCCAUGCUGCUCUAAAGAACCCCUGGUAUCUUGCUCAUACCGAGACAAGCCCAGCGUCAUUCCCUGCAAAGACAGUCCACCUUUGGACAAGGGCAAAAAGUCCUUUUGGUAGUGACAAUGUGGUUGGUUAUCCUGUUGAAACGAUCACAAGCACACUUACUUGUUCCAUUGCCUCUGAAAAGGGAUCUUGGCAGAAACUGUUCGUGUUUCCCGGUUGAGGAUCAGCAAUCUCUGGAGCUUCAGGCAGCACUCGCACACGUGUUCUAGCUCGAGCCACUUCAAAGCGAGCUUGGCAAGCGAUGUUAGCGUUGCCCAGUUGACCGGUCAAAGGCUCGAGAGCCUUAAAAAUAAUCUCAACUGGGACAGAUAGACAUCGACUGAACACGAGAUUGAGGUCGACUUUCGCCCUUGAUCUAGUAGGACUGCGUCACUCAUAACCUGCAUACCUGAUCAGGCAAAGACAAGGCGGAGUGAAUGCUACAUAUGACUCGUGCUAUGGAUAGAUGAGUAGAAAGGUUGGGGCUUGGGUGUGUGACUAAA